UAAGAAGAGACCGGAUGUUGACAAAUUUCAUGUCACUGUUCUUGGAAGGUCGUUUGUUUGUGUGAAGAUUUCUUAUCUGGGAUCUCUCUCUUUAAGAAUCUCUCUCUCUAAAAACCUCUGAGAGAGAGAGAGAGCGAGAGAGAAAGAGAGAGAGAGAGUGACCCAGCAGAUCGAAAUCUCCUCUUUUUCUUCAACCCAGUGACGAUCUAAGCUUCUUCAAUGUUGUGCAAAAUCACCCACUUUGUUUUUUUUGUCCUAUAAUUAUUGGUUUUAGCUACUUUUUUUUCUCCAACGACUCCAAAAGCCUGAAUCCCUUUUGCUGUACGUGGAGGUCUCUUCCAUGGAGGAAUCCAUCAGGUCCAUGACGGAAUUUUGAGCCGAGGUUAUAGGAGAUGACAGUCUAAGUUAUCAGAAAUGGGAACCAAAGUGCAGAAUCUACCAGGGUGCUACUCAAUGAGAGAUCUUAAUGAGGAAUCCAGCAGUUGUGGCUGGCCUUUAUUGCAUGGAGACAAAACACAUACCAAUGGGCAGUAUUAUAAUGAUUAUCAGCCACGUGCAGAUGGAUGCUCAGUAUAUGAUAAAGAUUUUGUGAAGCAGAUGAUGCUUGAGCACGAAGCCAUAUUUAAGAAACAGGUCUAUGAACUUCACCGUUUGUACAACGUACAAAAGAGUUUGAUGGAUGAAGCUAAGAAUAAAGAGUUGAGCAAGAAUUGCUUGCCUAUUGAGGCGUCAUUUUCAACAGAUCGCUUGGUGUCUCAAAUCACAUCUGAAGAUGGCCAAAAAUGGCAUUAUUCUGGCUUUCCUUUGGCAAAUGCUACUGGUGCUGCUAGACUAUAUAUUUCAGGCGUUGAGGGUGUUCAUUCUUCUCUGGGUUCUGCUCAAGGAAAUGGUAAGCAUUGUGGUCUAUUUCCUUUGUCAAAUGGGAGUAGUUCAAAAGAUGUUGUGAUAGAGUCCAGACCCUCAAAGGCGAGGAGGAAAAUGUUGUUUGAUCUUCAACUCCCUGCUGAUCAGUAUCUUGAUACUGAGGAAAGUGAAAAGCUAAGUGAUGAAAAUAUGCGUGGUACAACCACAUACCCACCAGAUAGAAAUUGUACACAUGAAUGGGAGAAUAAUGUGAAGCUUUCUUGUGGCAAUGGUGGGAAGGCUGGUAGCCAUGAAGACAGUUCACAAUGUGAUCAGUCUUCAAGGACCAGAAAUGGUUUGGCUGACUUAAAUGAACCUGUUCAGGUGGAAGAAACAACUGCUUCUGCAUAUGGUCAUCUUAGUCAUUAUUCCUGUCAAGGUACUGAAUGCUCUGAUCUAUCUGCCAAAGAGAAGUCACGGUUUUUUAAUCUGUCUGGGGAUGGUUCACUCAACUCAUAUCACAGAAGCGAUAUCCGGGCUCAAAAUACUGAAUAUUUGGAGAAUAUUGGGACUGGAAGAGGAUGGAUUCCAUCAGUGCUUGAAUCAGGGCAAGCCAAAAGUAACGGCACACCUGUUCCUCAAGUUCUCAAACAAGAAAAAUCAAUUUUACCGUCCCAAAUUGGGCAAGAUGGACUCAAAAAGGCCAGUGAGCAUCCAUCGGACUAUCUAACUAACUUAAGCAAGAUUAAUACAUGGAGGGAAAAGACAGUCUGUAAUUUAGAAGUCAGUGAAAGAAGUCAUGAAAUGUCCAUGAAGGAGCAUCCUGAAUCCAUUGCGUCUUCACAUAGAGUUGGUCACUCUGCUGUCACUCCUUCUUCUAACUUGGCUAAGAGUUGGUCUCAUUCAACCUCUUCUGGGGAAAUGGCAAGUAGCUUAAACCAGAAAUUGAUGUCAUUUAAGAUGCCCCCAUGUUUACCUGGUAACUUGAGAAAGAAUUCCAUGUCAGGUCAGAGUGAUGUGAUCUUUGGAGAUAGUUGGCCUGGAAAUACUAAUUCCAAGUCUAACUCAGGUUAUCUAUCUGAAGUACCUGUACAGAAUGGAUUUUACCAUGGGUCUUCACCAGGGUCCCAGGAGCCAUCUGUGAACAUCUCGUCAAUCAGUUAUGACUAUCUAAACCAUAAUAACGAUUAUAAGGGAAUUUCUGAGCACCUUAUUAACCGUGGUUCAGCAAAAUACAAUAAGGGUUCAAGCUGCAAUAACAUGGAGUCUGGAAGAGAUCAAAACUUAAACGGGCUGUUUUCGAGUGGUUCAUCCAAUAACUGUGUUUCCCAAUCAGGUUUGGGGAUAAUGGACAGAGAGCGCAAGCAUGAGGAACAUCUUGCAGUGUUACCUUGGCUUAAACCCAAGUCGUCUUUCAAGAAUGAGUUGCUUAGCAGUGGCGGAGGUUUUACAGCUGGGGAGCCAAGUAUCUCACAAGCUGUUUCAUUAUUCAACAUAGACAAAACUGGAAAGGGGCCUUCUGGAAAUUUUAUGCGCACUCUAACUUCAGCUUCGUGUUCUAAUGAUUUUGAUCCUAGGAGGACAGAGGCAGGUGACAGCUCUAAUAUUAAGAAAAUUCUUGGUGUUCCCAUAUUUGGUAUGCCCCAUCAAUCUCCCAAGAAGGAGUGUUCUUCCUUCACCUCACCCUGUGUGUCAAUUCCUCGUCCAUUUGAUGCAGAAACAGUGGAAAAUAAUCAGAAAAAGGGGAUGCUUGACAUUAACUUGCCUUGUCAUGCUGGGGUUCUUGAGUUGGAGGAACAGGUUCUUACUGAAAAUGUUUCUGAGAGGAAAGAUUCUUCUACCACAGAAGUCAACACUAGAACCCAGAUUGAUCUGAACUUGAGCAUGAGUGAGGAUGAAGAAUCUUUGGCUCCAAUUUCUACUUCCCAUGUAAAAAUGAAGCCAGAAAUAGACCUGGAAGCCCCUGCUGUUCCUGAGGUAGAGGAGGAUGCCACUGAAGAGAAGCUGCUAGAAACUUCUCUGUCAUCACCAAGAGGCUCUCAAGACAAAGUUGGACAGCCAGAGGAUGAACUCAUUGAGUGCGCUGUGGAGGUGAUAGUUGCCAUUUCAUCUCUGCCCUGCAAUCAAGAGGAAGAUAUGAUCAGCAGUCCAUCUGAAAGUCCAAUGGUGGACCCGCUUAGGUGGUUUGUGGAUUUAGUUUUGGAUAUGUCCAAGGAAAAAUGUGGAGAACAUAAUAGGGAGGAAUCUGCCUCUGAAGCAAUGGAUUACUUUGAGUCCAUGACAUUGAAACUGACAGAAACCAAGGAAGAAGACUACAUGCCCAAGCCUCUUGUUCCGGAAAUCUUCAAAGCGGAUGAACCUGGGGCAGCUUUGUUACCAACACGGACACGAAAAGGCCCUGCACGGAGGGGGAGGCAACAGAGGGAUUUCCAAAGGGAUAUCCUUCCAGGCAUUGCAUCUUUGUCAAGGCAUGAAGUAACAGAAGAUCUUCAGACAUUUGGGGGGCUUAUGAGAGCCACGGGUCAUACGUGGCAUUCGGGGUUAACUAGGAGAAGCUCUUCUAGGAAUAGGUGUGGCCGGGGAAGGCGGCGAUUGCAGGUUACCCCAUCUCCUCCCCCUCCCCCUCCCCCUGCGGCAAACAAUGAAAUGAGUACUCCGCUGGUCCAGCACCUCAAUAAUAUUGAAGUGGUUGGAUUGGAAGAUAGAAGCCUAACAGGUUGGGGCAAGACAACCAGAAGGCCUCGUAGGCAGCGAUGCCCAGCCGGUAACCCCAUGCCGAUCCUGCUAGCCUAAUCAUGUAAAAGGCUCAAAUUUAUGUACGAGAGUUUGUAGAUGGUAAGCAGGGUCAUUCUCCACAUUUGGCAUAACAUUUUCUCUGGUCGGGGGGGAUUUCUCUUGUACAUUUUUUCAACCCGUAUUUGGGUAACAUUCCUGGUUGCCAGUCAUCGAGUCAUACCGACUUGUAUUGUUUUUGAAUAAUGCUGUUUGAUUUCUUUUUAGUUAUAUCUUCAAAGAACAUCUGAGACAUAUAUAGGCCCUCCUUCAACCAGUACCUUCUCACUUGGAUUUCUAUAUAGCAGUGAUUUUUUUAGCUAUUCUAGGUGCUAGGCUGUGUGCUGCAUUUGAGUACAGCCUCAAAGAACGAGAGCUUUGGUUAGCUUAGGCUAUGUUAUGUAGUUGUAUGAAUCCUCUUGCGACUCACUGUUCUCUGACGCUUUUCAUUCACAAAUGUGGCUCAAUCAGCAUUAUAUGCUUUAGUAUUUGGAGGCUGA
This is a messenger RNA of Prosopis cineraria, 4115 nucleotides long. RefSeq lists its product as uncharacterized. The coding region runs from base 415 to 3636 and encodes 1073 amino acids. The record is from RefSeq and is a predicted model, not a curated record. Lineage: Eukaryota; Viridiplantae; Streptophyta; Magnoliopsida; Fabales; Fabaceae. The transcript has 4 exons.